Messenger RNA from Pyrus x bretschneideri (Chinese white pear), 1101 nucleotides. RefSeq names its product chorismate mutase 2. Gene Ontology annotation, cellular component: cytoplasm. NCBI's taxonomy places the organism in Eukaryota, Viridiplantae, Streptophyta, Magnoliopsida, Rosales, Rosaceae. The transcript has 5 exons. Bases 196 to 963 code for a protein of 255 amino acids. Gene Ontology annotation, molecular function: chorismate mutase activity. The record is from RefSeq and is a predicted model, not a curated record. Gene Ontology annotation, biological process: chorismate metabolic process; aromatic amino acid biosynthetic process.
CGCCGUCUCCCUCCCAUUCCCACCAAGCAAAGAAACCAGUUCUUCUUUCCUUACCAAUCUUUCUAACUUUCUGCUUGUUUCCCGGGAAAAUCACCAGAGAAAAAAAAAAACAGGGGGCAUUCCUCAAUUUCCUUACGAUUUAUAUACACAGGGGGCAUUCCUCAAUUUCCUUACGAUUUAUACACAUAUAUUGAAAUGGCAGCGGAAACGAACUCCAAGAGCGAUACUUUGACGCUUGAGAAAGUGAGAGAGGCGCUGAUUAAACAAGAAGACACCAUAAUUUACCGGCUGAUUCAGAGAGCAAACUUCCCUUUGAAUUCUCCGGCGUACGACGAGAAAGCGUUUCCAUCGUUUUCUGGUUCUCUGCUUCAGUUCGUUGUUAAGGAAACAGAAGCCCUCCAAUCCAAGGUUGGUAGGUAUGAAAAUCCCGAAGAACUUCCGUUUUCGCCGGAAAGUUUACCGCCUUCAUUGCUGCCGCCACCGGAAAAUCCACCGGUAUUGCAUCCUGCUGCAGCUUCGAUCAACAUAAACGGAAAGAUAUGGGAUUUCUAUUUCGACGAAUUGCUUCCUCUGUUUGCAGCCACCGGUGACGAUGGAAGCUAUGCGUCAACUGCUUCUAAUGAUCUUGAUUGCUUGCAGGCUAUCUCUAGACGAAUUCAUUACGGAUACUAUGUUGCCGAGGUUAAGUUUAAAGAUUCCCCUCAAGACUACGAGCCUGCGAUUCGCGCUCAGGAUAGGGAGGGUUUGAUGAAAUUGUUGACUUUUGUGGACGUGGAAGAGAAGGUGAAGAAACGAGUUGAGAAGAAGGCAAUGGUGUUUGGGCAAGAAGUAAGCCUGAUGGACAAUGCCAACACUAAAACAUACAAGGUUGAUCCGUCGAUAGUUUCUCGCCUCUACGGAGAAUGGAUAAUGCCACUCACGAAGCUCGUUCAGGUUGAGUACCUCCUUCGUCGGCUUGACUAGAUUCACUCUGCCUAAAUUUUUUGUGUUCAAAAUUCUUGUAGUGACGAAAGGUUCAUAUUUGAACCGUUUAAUGUGUACAACGUCAUUUAUCUUCGAAAUUUAUGACGCGAUUAGAUAAUAACACAAAAGUUGUUAAUA